UGAAGAUGUUUUGACAAGCGUUUUGUGACGUUGAUGCUCUGAAGUUGUUAUUUCAUAAUAAUUUAGUGAUAAUAUUUGAUUCAGAAAUAAGAAGGAUGUAUUCUGAGGAGGUCUCUAUACAAGGCCAUGAGAAGAUCGAGCGUUUACGUGACCGGAUGCUGCAGUGUCCGAUAUGCAUGGAUGAGUACAAAGACCCCAGGAUCCUGCCUUGUCACCAUACAGUGUGCUUCAACUGCCUCACUGACUUUAUCAAUGCAACUUCACCAGCGUGCAGAGUUUUUAGAUGUCCACAGUGUCGAGCCGAUGUAUGCGUCACGAGGGGUGGUGUGAAAGAUUUCCCGCCAAACUUCUACAUCAACUGUAUUCAGGACGAGAUUGGGUCCCGCCCGUACAUCGGAACGUGCAACAUAUGUGAACGGGACUGGCUUGUGUCUCAGUACCGCUGCAUCGACUGUGACUUUGACAUCUGUCGCUACUGCGUCCACGAGCACAAGCUCUUCACCCACGCUGUGGGGAGACAACCUAAUAUUAUGAAGAUAGAAACAGGCAACUUGGGGGUUAAUGGUACGUCGGAGAAGAACUGCAGCGAACAUAAAGAGGAAGCGUUACAGAUGUAUUGCUUGACGUGUGAUAUACCGAUAUGUGUGUCUUGUAUCUGCGAGAAGCAUAGGAAACAUGAUACGAUGACCUUGGCCAAGAAGUUGCAGCUUGCGAGGAAACACCUGCAGUUUGAUUUAGACAAACUUCAGAUUGAUGUACACAAUACUAAGGCCACAUUGACAAGAUUGCAUGAGAUAGAAAAGGACAGUGAUAAAGCAGCACAAGAAGCUAUUGUCAACAUAGAGGCUUACACAAAGGUUAUUAUUGAAAAGAUAGCAAAAGCUGCUGAAGAAAAGGUAGCAAAAGUGAAAGCUGAGCGAGGAAAGUAUCUUAAAGAAGUACAUGAUUAUGAGAAGGAUUUGGCAACGCACUUAGAACAUCUCAACAGGGGAACCAAAUUUCUGGGGGAUCUACAAGAGGAGGACAUGUGCUUGGAGUUGUUGACAUGCAUUCAUAAGUACAAAGAUGUUCUUGUGACCAGCGAGAAAACAAUUGUCGACAGGUCCGUGCACAGGAACCUUUUCAGAUUUCUGCCCGGAAAGGUCUUCAACAGGUUUGGGUGUCUCUGGGUUGGAAAAUCAAAUCUGAUUCAUGAAGAAGAUGUGGAAAUUAUACUGAAGAAAGAGAAUAACAAGCAGUCUGUGAUGUCCAAAUUGUUCAAGAAGAUUUCAGUUUUUAGAAUCUGCUGUGUGUUAACGGUUCUGAGCUUGUUUGUGGGCAUGUACCAAUUUGUAGAGAGUGCUGCCAAAAAUGGUGGAAAUCUGGAGCUUUAUCUGUGUUUGGGGCUCUAUGCUUAUAUGUGUAUUGCUGGUUUUCUGGCUUUACAAAAAUCACAUUAUUGAUAAAUGGUUGUGUUAUAGCACAGCGUUUUUCCUCUUAAUAAAGUUUAGACCAUAAAGCGGCACCUAUUCUAAUGCAACCACUGUUACCAACUUCAAAACAAACAAUUCCUAAUUCAUAUAACACAUUUCAAAUUUGCAGAAAAUUUUCACAACAUCCUGACACUAAAUCCAGUUUUGUCUUAAUGUUCUGCUUAAUCAGUACUGUAUGCAGUACAAUAACUGAUUUAAUACUGACUCAUCUAAAAGACCGUAACAAUAAACAUACAGCAUGUUUGAUUGGAAAUAAUUUAGUAGAAAUGUGUAUUCCAAAUCAUUUUGGAUAUAAUUUUGUUAAAAUGAUCCAUGAAAUUAUUAAUCAAAAUAACAAGAUAUCAAUAUUUUCAACCGUACACAGUUUUCAUACAAAAAUCUACACACCCAUGCUUUAAAUGGGAUAACAUGACAUUGUACCUACAUGUAUCCAGAUUAAUUUUCGCGCUCUUUUUAUCGGGAUAAAGGAUCAACACAUAGUACAUGAGCGCUUUUUUAUUUAAAGCUAGAAUUUGAUAACUUCACAUUCACAUUAAAGUUUGAAAGCAUGUUUGGGAUUGCACAUUUAAUUAUGGUCAUUUGAGAAUAGAACGACAAAUUAACAGUUGUGUGUAAUUAAUUAAAUAAUAAUUUGUUGGAAGGCUUUAUCAGUCAAAAUAAAUGUUUCGACAAUAUUAUGCAUGGAAUGCACAAUUUCAAUGAGGUUUACACCAUGUUGCCAUCAUCAGUCUUCUAAGUAAUUUGCCACGAUUUGAUCGAGUUAUUUGGUUAUUCGACAUACUCUUAUACCACUAGUUUAGUAGUAUGUAACCCAUUUUGUAAAAAUGAAAAAGACAAACAAAUUAAUGGUAACAAUUAUCACUCGAGCAUUUAUACAAUUCUGACAAUUAAAAAUGAGGAUCAUGUAUCAAAUAUUGAGUCAAGGGCAUAGUUGUCAGAUGUUGAUUUGACCAUGUUUGAUGGCCGAGUCUACUGAUGCAAACCAGGCUCAGUUGGUGGAAGUUUUUUUUCAAGGACUUGAGGCUUGGAGUCUUGAGUUAGACAUUGAAAGCGAAUCUGUACAUCACAUCUGCAGUUAAAAAGAGUGUUUAGCUCUUUCAGUGCUGGAACCGAAUUUUGAAGGGCUUUGCAAACAGUUUGGAUCCAGAUGAGACGCCACAGAACGUGGCAUUUCAUCAGGACCGAACUGUUUGCUAUUCUGAUAGUAUUCUUUGAAAAAAAAUCAAAGUAAAUGCUAAUUUUAAAAAUUCAGCAGACAACAUUUUAGCAGACAACGAAUUUCCCAGCAUGCAAAAGGUAAGUUUUAUGAGCUCAUUGUUUACUGUUAAAAGUGACAAGCUUUUGCAAGAAAUCACUCAUCACUUUGAUUUUAAUAUGCAACUCAACCUUUGUUCAUGUUUUAUAAACUUCUCAGCAUAAUUAGUUAAUAUCCCAAUUUGGAUGAAAACGACGCUAAUUUGACAGGUAUCGGUCCCAAAGUGGUGAGGAAAAACGCUGUAGCACAUUGUUAUAUAAUUCGACUUUUUUCGGUUAAACUUUUUGAAGUAAUUGUUAAACUGUGUGUUCAAGUAGACACUUAUUUCAAACAUGCGUAAUGUUCUAUUUCACUCAUUAAGUUCUCACUCAAAACUUAAGUUAUGUCAAAGUGGCAUUCUCACUCAACUACAGGGUUGUGUACUUUAACUCUUAUUUCUUUGUGUUUAUUCCAAAGUGGCUAUUCUGCACCUAUAUUGAGCCAUAUUUUAAGCACAUUUCAAACAUAUUUUCUUGUGUUUCUUUUUAUUUAUUGUGCCAUGAAAUUGACAACCUGAAAUUUCUUCGUGUUUUUACUUUAUUCAAAUGAAUAUAAAAACAGGAUGCCUACUCCAUGGUACAAUUUUUAAACUGAAAACGUUUGAUGAUUUGUUUAUAAGAAAUGUUAAUGUUAAUACUUUUGGUUACUUCAGCUCAGUAUCAAUGUAUGAUGUAUUUAUAUACAAGUAGCUGCUAUUAGUAUGUAUAUUGCUUUGAUCUGUUGUUUUUAAUUGUAUCGUAUAUAUUUUUCCAUGUGACAUUUUUGUCAUUGCCAGUAAAAAAAACUACAAACAUUGUGACCUAUAGCUGUCACCAUACUUGAGAUUUAUUUAAUACGCAUUUUUGUCAGAUAUUUGUAUACGUAUAUAUUUAUUUAAUAUGGUUGUUCGUUACACUUGUUUUGUGUAUUUUUGUUUAAGUUAAAUG
This is a messenger RNA of Dreissena polymorpha, 3692 nucleotides long. Its product is annotated as E3 ubiquitin-protein ligase TRIM56-like. Lineage: Eukaryota; Metazoa; Mollusca; Bivalvia; Myida; Dreissenidae. Gene Ontology annotation, biological process: positive regulation of DNA-templated transcription. Bases 96 to 1442 code for a protein of 448 amino acids. Gene Ontology annotation, cellular component: nucleoplasm; chromatin. The record is from RefSeq and is a predicted model, not a curated record. Gene Ontology annotation, molecular function: zinc ion binding; ubiquitin-protein transferase activity. The transcript has 3 exons.